Mycotypha africana is the source of this 3168-nucleotide messenger RNA. RefSeq lists its product as uncharacterized. Bases 1 to 3168 code for a protein of 1055 amino acids. Gene Ontology annotation, molecular function: protein binding. Lineage: Eukaryota; Fungi; Mucoromycota; Mucoromycetes; Mucorales; Mycotyphaceae. The record is from RefSeq and is a predicted model, not a curated record. The transcript has 8 exons.
AUGAUUUCCCCGAUACUACAAAAACAGCGACAAACAUCAAAAGGACGACGAAGUCAGCGAGCACCUGUCUUGAAUUUUGAUAGGUUCAAAUCAAUGCCAAAAUUUUACUUUGCAGAUGAUGUUCGUAAUGGUAACAGCAAAAAUGACAGUAAUGAGAAUGAGGAACGCGAGGAAACUGAUGAUCAGUAUGAAGCACAGCACUUUACAGAUAUGAGUGAGAAUAGCGAUGCAACUGUUGAUAAAAAAGAGGGUGCUUUUUGCGAAAGUUCGUUAUCCUUUAACAAUAAAGAUGAUUUACGAAUUGUGCAAAACAAAGAUAACAAAAGCCCCCCUAAUACGACAACGGCAAAAGGCUCAAUUACAGUUCGUACCGUUACAACAGCAGACACAGACCAAACAGAUUUGUUUAAAAUUCGUAACGAUUGUAAGUACGACGACAAUGAAGACGAUAAUAGCACUCAUUCUAGGAACAAUAUCGACAUUGGAGGCAAAAUUGAUGUAGAUAAUGAAACCGCUAAUCAACAUCACAAUGAAUUCAAAAAUGACAAUGAUACAUUUGCAAAUGACAUGUUAUCAUUAAACGACGAUAAAUUAAGAAGAGAUUUAUCUGCGUUCGCUCAAUCUUCCAAUCCUUUUUCUGCUUCUUUCUCAUCUCUUGCUUCUGUUCCCUCAAACAUAAGCCCAACGCCUCAUUUAGAACCUAAACUUACUACCAAAGAAUCAGCGCAUUCCAAGAAUUCAGUUACGAAACAAACAAGGGAAUCUUUGGUAGACAAAAAUACAGUCUGGAAAACGUCCAUUUCUGGUUCAUCAAUACCGUAUAUGUCGAAAUCAACACCACCAUCUCCAUGCGAACCUGCUCAAGCUACAUUGGUUACCGAUAGUCAACGUACGCCACUAGGGCCUAGCAACAGUCAACAAAAAACUUCAACAGAUGCUUUGACUCCUUUCAGUUUACCAAAAACAAACUCCCCUCCAGCUCUAAGAUUCGAUCCUGGAACAAAAAACCAACCACUCAAAUUCCACCCUCCAUUACCCGACCUGUUGAAUGGAAUUAGCAACACAUCGCAACCAUCACAUAUGCCGACAUUAUCAACUUAUGCAACACCAGUACAACAAGGUCUUCAACAAUUACAGCCAUUUCAAAUGUACACCAAUCUCUAUUCGACUUCUAGAGGGGAAGAAAAUUCUAAUUCUGGCAAUUAUAAGGUAAAUGCCAAUCGACCUAUCAUAAAUCCUAAAGGUAAAGGUAGGUUGAAGCAAAAUGCUGAACCCAGCUUAGUUUCCAACGCACGACAGCUCCUCUCUAUUGGUCAACCACCCAAGCUCACCGAACACAAACUGCAAGCUUAUUCUGCUAAGCCUACUCCACCAUCACUUAGCCAACACGAUAUACAACAUAGUACGCAUAAUAUAAGCCCUGCGGAGAAUUCCCCUACUACUCAACAUUCCGUCCUUGACAAAUAUAUAACAUCGAACACUACUAAUGCUGUCAAGCCCACAGAUAACAAUAUUAAUGUAGAUGAUUUACAAAACAACAUUCGGGAACAACGACAGCAUCCUCAGCAGCCGCAGCAAAAGCAUAAUCUUCCUGCUGCUACUUCAGCUACAAUAAAGGCCAGAAUUGCACACACUUUGACCUUUCAGCCGAACACAACUGACUUCAGAAGGCUUCAAUUAUCGAGCGUUUUUAUAAUGUUGGAAAAAACUUGCUCUGAAAGUUCAAACUGGUAUCAAUUGAAGAAACUGAAUUUGAGCAGGCAACAUUUGAUGCAACUGCAUGAUCUGGAUCAAUGUUUCCCGAAACUAGAAUACCUUAACAUUUCCCAUAACGACUUGAGAUCUAUCUCUGGAUUGCCCCGAUCACUCAUUUAUCUUUACGCAUCAGAUAAUAACUUGACUGAAAUCAAAUUGGGCAAUUUGGACAGACUCCAACACCUCGACAUAUCUCAUAACUCAGUCAAAUACUUGAAUGAAGAUACAAUGUCAGAAUUGAAAUCUCUUCGCAGGCUGGAUGCUGGUCAUAACGCCAUAACAAGUUGUAAACCGUUUCGAGUAUUAAGUGGUCUGGUAUCUUUGAACUUGAGGAAUAAUUCUUUGCGAACGCUAGAAAAUUUUAAACAGAUUAUGCAAAAUAAUCAAUUGGAAACCCUAGACGUUUCAUUUAAUCACAUUGAAAGUCUGGAUUCAAUCGAACGCUUACAAAAUUUACGCGAACUUUAUGCAGACCAUAAUGAUAUCAUGACAGUACAAAUAUCGGAACCCAUGAAGCGUUUAUUUAAACUACAAUUGAGCUUUAAUCGAUUAAAGUCAUUCGAUAUGUCAAGUUUCCCAGAAAUGCAUGUUUUAUACCUGGACGAAAAUCAAAUACAGCGUGUUAUUGGUAUGGCUUGUGUGAGACGGUUAGAUUCUUUUUCUAUGCGUGAUCAAGGAGGGCAGAACGUAGAAUAUAACUUGCAAUAUCUAAGAGGAAUACGAAAGCUGUAUUUGUCAGGAAGCCUUUUUAAUAAUAUGCGACGCUUGAUUGACUUUUAUUCGUUAGACUAUUUGGAAUUAUGUGCAGCUAAUAUUGAGGUAUUACCCUCAAAUUUCAGUCGGCAUGUACCUAAUUUGGGAACCCUUUACCUUAGCAAUAAUCGCUUGACAAACAUAAGAGCAUUGAAGAGAUUAAAGUAUUUGAAGCGUUUAGUUUUGAUUGGUAAUAGUCUCAUGAGCGCCAAUGAGGUGAUCGAAGUUGUACGCCAUAUGAGAUCGCUACAAUAUUUAGACUUACGAAAUAACCCCAUGUGUGAUCAAAUCUAUCCCCCUAUAUACCAUCAAAACUGGCACCCAUCUAUAAUUAAUUACGACGAGCAAGGUGAGGAUGUAAAUGAUCAGCAUCAAGGAGUUUCACCUUAUCUUUUGGCAGCACUGGAUCCGAACUGGAUAUUCCAAGAUGAAGAAUUUCGAAGCACCCUAUCUGAACGCAAUAUGUGGCGUAGGCAAGUAUUCCGCUCUUUUCUCAUUGAGCACUGUCCGAAGCUGGUUGAACUGGAUCACCUGCCCGUAACACCAACAAGUCGAGAAGAAGCAAAAGUCACUCUUCAACGGUACUCAUCCGAAAAAAGUAGAAGUGCUGCUCACGCCUGUACUGAGAGUGAGGAAGAGAUGACAGAUAUUUAUACUUAG